Molecule: messenger RNA, 2087 nt
Organism: Gymnogyps californianus (California condor)
Lineage: Eukaryota; Metazoa; Chordata; Aves; Accipitriformes; Cathartidae
Gene: TMEM80
Product: transmembrane protein 80
Exons: 5
Coding region: 706-1149 (147 amino acids)
Biological process (GO): non-motile cilium assembly
Cellular component (GO): ciliary transition zone
Source: RefSeq, a predicted model, not a curated record
CAUAUCCAGACACUUCUUGCGGAAUAAUAACACGUCUGCACAUGCAGUUGCGGUAUUUCAAAUUAACGUCCUACUUCACGGUCUAAAAUAACUUUAAAAUGGAGACAUCUCCUUAUUGCUGUGCAGGAAAGGAAGCACAUCAUCUUGACACAAGGCGUUACUUUCUCAUGAGGGUUUAUACCGGGUUAUAAAUACAAACACAUCUUUAACCAUUAGUCACUGCAGAACACGAUGUGUAAUGAAACCUUUAACUCCCAUUCUGCAAAAAGAAAUAAAGCAUUCAUUGAAACGCAUUUUGGCUAAGUGAAGGGACGAGUCUGUUAGGAGCCUACAGCCCCUUUACAGAAAGUGGAGAGGAGAUGAAGCACGUCCAGGCGGCUUUUCAGAUCAUAGGCAGCAUGAAUCACCUUCUAAAAUUGCUUGCCUAUUUCCACUGCGUUCCCAAAUUGGAUACCUUAAUUAGGUGCCUAAAGUUAGUGGGGAUUAAUUUGGGCCCAACUGCAUAAAACUAUUAGGUGAUGAGGACAUUAACCUCAAGAAGCCCAGGGAUGAAGAUGGUGAGGUGAGUAUGUCCCACUGAUUUGAUGAUAAUGAGAUGUCUCUGAGAAGAUGGAUGAAAUGGCCUUUCACAGACAGUUUUGCUCUCUGUGAAACAGAUUGUAACUUUUCAAUUCCUCAUGUGUCUGAAAGAGGCUAAGAGUAUUAAUGAGUUACUUAAGAGGUACUUUAGUAGGGAAAGGAAGAACUUCAUCAGUCCUGUCAUCUGUUCCUUUACAGAUUCUAUUUUAUGUAAAUGGGAUUUAUUACAUCUUUUACUUCUUGGCGACUCUUGCAAUGAUUGUUUAUAAAAGUCAAGUUUUCAGUUAUCCAGAUGAUUUUUUAGCUCCUGAUCUUGUGUUGCUUUUCAUUAUGGCCAUUCUUGAAGUGCUCCGAUUAUACUUGGGUUCAAAGGGUAACCUGACAGAAGAAGAGGCUCCAUUAGGGCUCAGUCUUGUGAUCACGGUCGGAAGUGUGAUUCUGUCUGUGUAUUUCCUGGUGUGGCAAACGUAUGUGCUGAAAGCAGACGUCAUUAUGAACGCUGUUCUUCUCCUUACAUACGGGCUUGAGUCAGUACUAAAGGUCAUAGCCAUUGCUGCUUUUGUCAGCUAAACCCUAGCAGUUUUCAACACAUUUUCAACACAUUUCUUCUAUAAAAGAGUGGUUCUGUAUUUCAAAUAUUUAGUUCUUUUGCAUAUAAAAAUCCUGUAAAACUUUCCCCUGUUUAAAGUACAAAUUUUUGAGGGGCAGAGAUCUCCCUGAAUAGUAGGUAAAAUAUCCUGUCUAGCAGCUGUGUUAUACUAUCUCAUCAGUUAGCUUAUUUAUGGGCAAAGGCAAGAGAUGAUUCAGCAAAAACACUUAAUGCUCUAGUAUCCAUCAGGGAUCGAUACUGAGUAUUCAUUCCCAACACAGAAUAGUAGCCAGUGCAUCAUCUGGCUACAUGCUGUUGAGAUGAUGUGAGUUUUCAUGCCAUAGCAGCAAUGUACAACCAAAGUGACACAGAAAUGAAUCAGGCCAAUAUAGUAUGGACUCAUUUCUGCCUUACCACAUACACGGUCGUGUUUGAGGGCACAGUUUCUCUUCUGCUCUCAUUUGUGUUUUCAGACCCCAGUGGUAAUUUCCCUGACUUUAGUAGGGCAGUACCUGAUUUAUCCCAGUGGGAGAGAGUUGAAUUGAGUUUUGCGCAUACCCGGAGAGCCGAGCUGCAGGGUUUGGGCAGCUGGUUCUUACUGACGCAGAGGCCAAAGGCAGUCGUGCGAGGGUAUAUUUGUUUAAAUAGGAUGGCCUUAAGAUGAGCAUAAACAUUCACCAUUCACUCACCCUUCUGUCCUAUUUAAAACUCCAACAGAAUGUUGUCAGGUGUAUUUCUAUUUGGUGUUAAAUGUGUUUAUUUCCAUGAUUCUGCAAAAAUUACUACAUUCAAGCCUUGUCUUUUGAAUGAAGAACUGUGUGUAAUUUCAGAUUUUUUAACUGUGUCAAAAAUAUGUAUGUAUUAAUGUAAAGCUUGGGGAGUUUGUGGGGUUUUUGUACAAGCAGGUUUUAUAUUCAGA